Messenger RNA from Myxocyprinus asiaticus (Chinese sucker), 6436 nucleotides. RefSeq names its product semaphorin-3F-like. Gene Ontology annotation, molecular function: semaphorin receptor binding; chemorepellent activity. NCBI's taxonomy places the organism in Eukaryota, Metazoa, Chordata, Actinopteri, Cypriniformes, Catostomidae. The record is from RefSeq and is a predicted model, not a curated record. Gene Ontology annotation, biological process: semaphorin-plexin signaling pathway; neural crest cell migration; negative regulation of axon extension involved in axon guidance. The coding region runs from base 317 to 2716 and encodes 799 amino acids. The transcript has 19 exons.
UGAAGAGCGCACCACACAACACUGCUUCUGCUUGGACAAAAACAUAUGAGACGGGUUUAAAAACUCACACAGAGAAGUAUACGGGCAAUUCAUUCAAGCUAACACGGUGUCAGAGCCAGAGAAAUUACUUUAAAGGAGCGACUACUUUGUGGACAUGUCCAUUCCCUGAAUGACGGACGCUUUACUUCUGACAUAUUGGACAGAUUGUUUUUGACUGGAUUGCAAAUGAUUUGCACAUUGGAACAGACAGGAUCGCUUGUGACGGACGUCUUGUAGGUCCGAAGAAAUCCCUUGUGGCUCUUUGGGUAAAGCGAUCAUGCGGGGUGCCGGGACUUUGGUGCUGCUGCGGACCCUUCUGGUCUAUGUGUUCUCAGCUGUCUCUGUCCACAGCAGUCCUUUGUCUUCCCUUCCACCCGCCUCUGCUCCACGAGUCUUCCUGCCCUUCAAAGAGAUGAAGUCUACUGGAACUGCCCAUCACUUUGCUUUCCUGCUCAACUCGACAGACUACAGAAUCCUGCGUAUGGAUGAGGAUCAUGAUCGCAUGUACGUGGGCAGCAAGGACUAUAUUCUGUCUCUAGACCUGAACGACAUCAACAAAGAGCCCCUCAUAAUUCAUUGGCCCGUGGCUCCUCAGAGAAGGACUGAGUGUGUCCUAUCAGGGAAAGACAUCAAUGGCGAGUGUGGUAAUUUCAUCCGUCUAAUCGAGCCGUGGAACAGAACCCACCUGUACGUGUGCGGAACGGGAGCAUACAACCCCAUCUGUACCUAUGUGGACAGAGGUCAAAGGUCACAGGGAUUUCUCCAAGAUCAGAUGCCUCGCAUGGGAGGCCGAACCAGUCGAGCUGCAGACCCUAGUGCCUCACCAGAGCCAUACGCACCCAAGGAAUACAUAUUCCGACUGGAGCCUGGUAAAUUAGAUUCUGGGAAAGGGAAAUGUCCCUUCGACCCCAAACUAAACAGUGUCUCAGCAUUGAUAAAUGGCCAGCUGUAUGCUGGAGUCUACAUUGAUUUUAUGGGAACGGACUCGGCCAUCUUCCGCACGUUGGGGAAACACACAGCUAUGAGGACAGACCAGUACAACUCCCGCUGGCUCCACGAUCCAACAUUUGUUCAUGCUCAACUCAUUCCUGACAGUGCAGAAAAGAAUGACGACAAGCUGUAUUUCUUCUUCCGUGAGAAGGCCUCUGAGAUGGGUCAGACUCCCAUGGCUCAGUCCCGGAUUGGCAGAAUCUGUCUGAAUGAUGACGGAGGACACUGCUGUCUGGUGAAUAAAUGGAGCACCUUCCUGAAAGCUCGACUUAUCUGCUCUGUGUCUGGCUCAGACGGCAUUGAGACACAUUUCGAUGAGCUCCAGGACGUGUACAUCCAGAAGACUCAAGACACCAAGAAUCCCGUCAUCUAUGGCGUGUUCUCCGUGUCUGGGUCAGUAUUUAAAGGUUCAGCUGUAUGUGUGUAUUCAAUGGCUGAUGUGCGCAUGGUCUUCAAUGGCCCUUUUGCUCAUAAAGAAGGGCCAAACUACCAGUGGGUGGCCUACCAGGGUAAAAUUCCUUAUCCUCGGCCAGGGACAUGUCCUGGAGGGACUUUCACCCCUAAUAUGAAGUCAACCAAAGAUUACCCAGACGAGGUGAUUAACUUCAUGAGGAACCAUCCGACUAUGUUCAAUGCUGUUUAUCCAGUCCAGAAGCGCCCCCUGGUGGUCCGUACCAAUGUGGAUUAUGAAUUCACCACCAUCACUGUGGAUCAAGUGGCUGCAGCAGAUGGCAACUAUGAAGUUCUUUUCUUAGGAACAGAUAGAGGAACAGUUCAGAAAGUGAUUGUCCUGCCCAGAGAUGAUCUUCAGACUGAAGAACUAGUUCUGGAGGAGGUGGAAGUCUUUAGAGUUCCAACUCCAAUAACUGCUAUGAAGAUUUCCCCAAAACGACAACAGCUCUAUGUGAGUUCAGCAGUGGGUGUCACUCAUCUGGCUCUGCACAGGUGUGAUGUGUACGGAGAGGCCUGUGCUGACUGCUGUUUGGCCAGAGACCCAUACUGUGCGUGGGAUGGCAAAUCCUGCUCUCGCUACUCAGCAAACCAAAAAAGGCGGAGUCGGAGACAAGAUGUAAAGUAUGGCAACCCUAUCAGACAAUGCAGGGGCUAUAACUCCAAUGCCAAUAAGAACACGUUGGAGACGGUCCAGUAUGGAGUAGAAGGAAGCACAGCUUUCUUGGAGUGCCAGGCCAGAUCUCCUCAUGUGUCAAUCAAGUGGCAUUUCCAGAAAGAAAACAGUUAUAGGAAAAGGGAGAUCCGUUCUGAUGGCCGUGUAGUCCGCACAGAGCAGGGUCUCCUCCUGCACUCUCUCCAGCUGUCUGAUGGAGGAGAGUACCAGUGCAUCUCCACUGAGAAGAACUUCAAACACACGCUGGUCAAACUGCAGCUGGUGGUUCUCUCCGCCCGCACUGUCAACAGCAUCCAGACCGAAUCCACCGUGCCUGCUGCGCCUCCUCUCCAGUCUAGCGCCUGGACGCCCAGCGCCGAGCAGUACAAAGACUUACUGGCCAUCCUGAGCCAACCCGAGAUGGGCCUCAUCAACCAAUACUGUCAGGACUACUGGCAGAUGGGGGACGACCCCGCAGCCCAUGCCCACAAGAAGAAGGACUUCAAGGAAGCACAGAAGGAGCUACGGAAGCCGCGGAAUAGGAGGCAUCACCAGGAGCAAAGCAGCAUGGCUGAGACAUGAGAGGGGGAAGCAUCCAAUCUUUCUUAAAGGAGAUUUCCCCCUACACACUCUAUAACCCUACUUUUGAGGUUGACUUCAAAGUGACCACAGAAAUAUUCAAGGGGUGCUUCUCAAGACUAAUUGAUGCUUCCUGGUUUCCUCACUCCUCUGUCCUCCAGCCUGUGACCCUAAAAUCAAUGGAAGUCAUGAAGGACAUAUGAGUUCUCUAAAUGCAUUGCAAGGAGGUUCUGUAAGAACUGAGGAGAGAGGAAGCUGUCUGAGGAGCUAGGAGAGAAUAAAUGCAGGUUCUAUUGCAAGCCCUUUUGACAUUUAAUCGUGUAGGAUAUGAAUUAUAGAUAUACUGUAUACAAUUCAGUUCUCACUAGUUGAAAUACUAAUUCUUGAAAUCAGCAAUAGAAUGACUACUAGUGAAAAUGCUUCUUUUUAAUAUCAGUAAUUAGGUUUGCACUAGUAAAAUGUUAAUUUUUGAUAUAAAAAAUGACAAUUACUUUUUGGAAAACUAAUUCUUAUAAAAAAUGAUCAAAAAUUGAAUUUCAACUGGUAAAAAAUGUCAUUUUUGAGGUACCUACAUUUUUACUAGUACAAUUUCACAACAAUCUGUAAUUCUCUCCUUUUUAAAACUCAAUUACAGAUAUCUAUAAUUAAUUUCUAAAUUUCAAUUUCACAUAUCAGCUAUGUACUUAACAUGUAAUAAGGAUACUAGUAAAAAUUAGAAUUUUUUAUAUAAAUAAUUACAUUGUUACUAGUACUAAUAUCCAUUCUUGAUAUCACCAAUUGAAUUACAACUAGUGAAAUGCUUAUUUUUUAUAUGUGUAAAUGGAUUUCAACAUGUUAGAUUUGGUGUUUCAGGUAUGUGGAAAUGUAUUUCUGAUUAUAGUAAUUUGAAGAGUAAUUAUAUAUAUCUUAAUAAGCUUUCUUACUAGUACCAAUAACAUGGUAGAUAUCUAAAAUUAACAUUGCCACUAGUGAAAACCACAAAACCACAUCACCGUGUGUGUGUGUGUAUAAAUUGUAAUUAGCAAAUUGUUAAUAUCAGGAAUACACAUUUGCAGUUGAAACAAUGUAAUUAUUGAUAUAAAAAUUGCAGUUUUACUAGUAAGUAAUACAUUGCUGAAAUGUGAAAUUGGAAUUUCAACUAGUAAGAAAUUAAAUAUAGAUAUGUGUAUUUGCUUUUUUAACAGGAGUGAAUGACAAAUCUUCGUGAAAUUCUACUAGUAAAAAUGCAAUUACAGAUAUAAAAAAUAACGGCAUUUACUGGUUGAAAUUCCAUUUGUAAUUUAAAGAAUGUGUGUUUCUGCAAGUAAUGGCAUAAUUGUUUGUUUUUUUUAUUAUCAAGAAUUAAAGUUUUUACUAGUGCAAACCUAAUUACUGAUCUAAAAAAUGUGCAUUUUCACUAGUAGUAGUUCCAGUGGUGAUAUUAAGAAUAAACAUUUCAACUAAUUAAAAAAAUGUAUUGUAGAUAUCUAUAAUUCAUAUCCUACACAUGAUUAAAUGUCAAAAUGGCUUGCAAUAAAGAUUAUGUGGAAGUCAUCUGGCACAACGCUUUAAGUCACAUUUUACAUUUGCGAUUUAAAUAAACCAAAUAUUGUACAUACUGUACUUUAACAGUGCAUCUUGCUUUAUAGGAUUUAUUGAGAAUGUUUUCAUUUAUCAAGCUCCAACAACAUAACUUAGCAGCAACUUAAUACAGCCGCGCAAAGAUUUUGCUUUAAAGUGGCGCUUGAAUGAGCAAGGAUAUUCAUUUUAUAAAUUCACCUUUGAUUCCUUCGACCUCACAUUUCACAAAGAAGGGAAACGAGGAUGCUCAAUUUAAGAAAUGAGAAGCACCCAAGGUAUACCAUAACCAUGCCGACCAGAGAGAAAACAAACAUUGCAUUUUUGAAAAUCUAUAAUAUUUAUUGUAGGCUGUACAUAGUUAGAUUCUGUGGAGAUCUUUGUAUGGAAAUAGAACACACACACAAAAAGAGAAAAUAAAAAAUGUGUAUAGAUCUGUGCAAAUAUUUUGUUAUCAUUGUUACUUCCCUUUAAAUAUAUUUAUUACAAUAGUAUUACCUUGUCUUAACACACUGUGCGACUGUUAUCAUGAUAAAGCAUUUGGUGUAUAUACCACUAACUGGAUGAUGGACAGUCUGACUGCACUUGACGUUUUGAUACCAGAGCUAUGACGUGACUGCACAAGGUUUUGCGACAGAAUUCAUUGUAAAGUCAUACAUUUAGUGGACUCUUUCAGCUGAGCACAUGUUCACAUUCUGCAGAUGUACAGAUCAAGGAAACCUUAGUAUUCUGUGACCUCUCUAGAGACCUUGAAAAGGCAAAAAGAAACACUUUAAUAUCAUUGAAAAUACUCAUGUUUUAAUCUUCUUGAUCUUCCAUAUGUUGUUAUGCUAAUGUGUUAUAUACAGUAUAAGUCAUUUUUGUGUGUUAAAAUAUUCGGUUGAUUGUUUAUGACAGCCUUCUGUACAGUAUGUUCAUUGACACGUUAAUACUUUUUUUUUUCAUUUAAAUAUGUAUUGUUGCACGCAAAGAAAAAAAAAAGCUAUAUCAGACUGGGGUUUAGAACCUGUCUGUCUCUUUGCCAAUAGGAAUUGUUUAAAGCAGGCUAUCAGGAAUAUUAUUUGGGUACCUCUCUGAACGUUUUCAGUAAAAACGUCCAAGCAAGCACCUCUACAUUAUUAGGUUAUUUGGGCUUUAUAUAAGAGAUCAUCGUCUGGAACUAAACUAAAGGGGACUCAAUUGAGUUUGCAUGAAAUGUAUUUGUACUGUACAGAUUUGUAGUCAUAUUCUGGAUAUGUUGCUGUGUAGAUGUCUGUGGACCGAGAGAGAGGAGAGAGAGAGAGAGAGAGAAUGUAAAACAGAGAGACUGAUUUAUUAGGACAGAGGACUCUGCCAAAAUAAGUGAUGGAAUCAAGCACAAUUAACUUGUAUGUGUUUCACCUCUGUGAUUUGUUUUAACACAUAGCAAAUGGGCAGAUUGAAAUAACUGUUGUACAUUUCUUUUGUUCUUCAUUUUUAAGACAUUAUUCAUCACUGUGGUUUGUCCUCUUGUCUUUUUUUUUUUUUUUUAGGAUAAUCUAAUGUGAAAAAAGCUCUAGAAUUAGAUGUUAUGGGCGGUUAAUGUUAUAGUAAUGUAUUUUUAUUUGUUUUAUUUUCCAUCAUUGUCGUUGACUAAUUAAAGUUAUAUAUUUUAUAACAAAUAUAGGUUGUUCAAAGCCUUUCUGCAGAAAUGUUGCUCAGGUAACCUAUAUUUUGUUGCAUAUUCAGUCAGAAUGUUUUUUUAUAAUUAUACAUUAUAAUUGCAAGGGUGAUAUUGCUUUUAUUCAACAGUUCCAUAAACAAGAAGUUAAUUUUGAGUAAUGUACAUGUUAAGACACAAUCUGGCCAGUUAUUUAAAUUUGUACUGCGCCAACAAAAGCGGUUCCACAACAAACCAAAGCAGCAUCAACUGAGCAACGCACAAACUGAUAACCUGUGGAACGCUUUGACCACAGAAACAUUAAUGAAAAAACAAUUAAACAAUCCAGUGCUAUUUUAAGGUCAAUCAGUACUCUUAACAACUACUUGUCCAAUCAGAUUAAUUGCUGCAUAAAAUACAUUUUAUUAUUUUAAUGGUUCCGUACACUUCUUCCUGAAACACAGAAGAAUGUGUCAUUGUCUCCAUAUCACUGUCACCUGUGAUGCUUGUGGAUUAAAAUCUGUCCAUCUUCAGAUUAAGGUCAAUAA